CAUAGCCGGUAUAUGUAUAUAUGUAUAGGUUUGUGGCGAGGAAGAGGACACACAAAGGAAAGAAGAAGAGGAGGUGGUAGAGGCUGGUAAAUACAUACACGAGUUAAUAUCCAUGCACAGGACGGCGGAGGAGAGAAAAAUGGAGGCUCUGCGUGAGCAGGUGAUGAUCAAUCAAUUCACGUUGGCGGCCGGCUGCGCAAGUGAACAGGCCAAACAGUUGCUCCAGGCGGCGCACUGGCAGUUCGAGACGGCACUCAGUAUAUUUUUUCAAGAAGCAGCGAUACCCUCGUGUGCUCAAGGACCUGGAGGUACACACUUUGGACAGAUAACGCCGUGCAACACACCGGCUACCCCACCAAAUUUUCCGGACGCUUUGCUCGCCUUCUCGAAACUGUCGGCAGGAGAUAAAACGCCAUCCGGCAUGUCCCCAAGUCAGAACGGCCUACACUUGAACCAGCACUACCAGCAGCAGCAGCAGCAACAACAGUCCCAGGCAUCGUUGUCGACGACACCGUCGCAGCGCUGCAGCAGCAGUCUGUCAGGCCCCAUGAUGGCGCACCACCACCACCACCACCACCACCACCACCAACAGUCACCCGUCGGCGGUGUCAUGGCGGCGCCGGCCGGUGUCGCCGGCAUCCAUCCUCAGCACCAUCAGUUCGGCUUCGGAGAACCCCAGAGAUAAGAACUACUACUACCUUACCUUAUCUUGGAACUUAUCACAACAAACUGCAGCUACAUUACCAACGACACCGACAGCCGAAUAUAACAAUACACGGUCAUUCAUUUACCCAUGAUGACCAAUGAUUAUGCCAGUCACGCAUAACAAACGUAUUAAUUAAACCCUGAGUCGCAAACUCGUGUACACAAAAAUGUAGUAAAAACAUACCUACAGCGGUGGAUAAUAAGUGUUCUCGCAACAGUUCGGUGCUCAUUCGAUAUCAUCACAAUUGAUCAUUGUUACAAUUACGCAUGUAAACCACGUAGCAUAGUGCACGAUUUAUUGUUCCACAUUCACCAACCGCGUGUUCCAGCGUUCCGAUAGCGUAUAGUAAUGAGAGGGACGGAAAGUGCUUCGACAUUAAUUUCGUUUACGUUGAACGUUAUACAGAGUUUCUGAGCGGUUGGAUCAUUGAUGACCUAACGAUGUGCUCUUGAUUGUCAUUCGUUAAUGUCACGUGUACAAAGAUACGGUCACAGACACAAAAACACAUAUCGCCUUGGAUGAAUGUAGUCGCGUACGGGGUAUAUAAUUGCCGAUUGACGCGAGGGAGAUAUACAUACUUAGUAUCUGUUCCUGUUCUCUGAAUUUCUGUGGGGAGGUGUUCGAUUGGAUCAAAGGCAAAGUCGUGUGAUUACCGAAUUAGGUUUUAUUUCUUCUCGAGUUAAGGUACGUGUGAUCCAUACCUUUGGAGAAGCUCCGUAUAUGUGUCUUUCAUUUAUAUUAAAUGGAGUAUCGAUGUUCAACGUUGUAUGGAGAGAAAAAAAAAAAAAAUGAAAAUUUACAUCGUUCACUUUACCGACGGGUGAUUGUUAAUAGUAACAAUCAUCAGCAUCAUCGAGGCUGUCGUUAGAUCGUAUUACUCGUGAUGUCGAUCCUCAAUCUUCCUUAUGUACGUGAAUAAUUGUACGAUAUGAUGAAAAAAAUAAUAACAAUAAUCAUUAGCACUGUAUAUCCUAUACUACUGACCUAUAGAUUGUCGUUUUCUAUGGA
Messenger RNA from Copidosoma floridanum, 1714 nucleotides. Its product is annotated as UBA-like domain-containing protein 2. Lineage: Eukaryota; Metazoa; Arthropoda; Insecta; Hymenoptera; Encyrtidae. Gene Ontology annotation, molecular function: protein binding. The record is from RefSeq and is a predicted model, not a curated record.